Molecule: messenger RNA, 1326 nt
Organism: Phragmites australis (common reed)
Lineage: Eukaryota; Viridiplantae; Streptophyta; Magnoliopsida; Poales; Poaceae
Product: transcription factor GTE2-like
Exons: 3
Coding region: 199-804 (201 amino acids)
Source: RefSeq, a predicted model, not a curated record
AGGCGAUCUGGACGGCUUGAAUUGUGCCGGGCGCGAGAUCGGACGGCGGGCGUGGACAGUGCCUCGGGAGCUGGCAAUGCUCAUUCUUUGGUGUGAUGAGAGCUAUUUCAGCUUUGUUUUAGAUGCAUACGCCAGAUAAAUUUAGGGACCAUCCAAAUCCGGUUGUUGAGGCAAAGGUGAAGCCAGAGGACUGGGAACAUGAAGAUGCGGAAGCCGAAGGCGAGGGAGCCUAAGAAGAGGGAGAUGAGCCUGGAGGAGAAGGACAUGCUGAGGCUGGGGCUAGAGAGCUUGCCCGAAGAGAAGAUGCAUAAUGUGCUACAGAUUGUACGGAAGAGGAACAGCAAUCCAGAGAUGCUUGGGGAUGAGAUUGAGCUGGAUAUUGAUGAGAUGGAUGUCGAGACACAGUGGGAGCUUGAUCGAUUCGUCACCAACUGCAACAAAGCGCUCAAGAAGAGUCAACGGGCUGCGAUGACGAAUGGUGGCAUUGCUGAUAUAACCGAUGCAGUUGUGGCUGAGGACAGUAUUGUGCCAGUGAAUGGCACUGUGCCUACAUUGGUUGACAAUGAUGAUGCGGAGAGUGAGAACCCUGUGAAGAGUACCACAAUGGCCGAGCAGGUGGAUGAAUAUAUAGAUAUUGGAGAUGAGAUGCCAACAGCCACUUACCAAUCAAUGGAGAUUGAGAAGGAUGCUGAGGUUGCCAGGGGCUCUGGUGGUUCCGGCAGCGGCUCAUCGUCCACCGGUUCUGAGUCGGGGAGCUCAGGGGACAGUGCCUCGGGAGCUGGCAAUGCUCAUUCUUUGGUGUAGGGGAGGUUAUUUUAACAGUAAUAUUUGAGUACUUGGAUGAUGUGAGUUCUUGUUGGCCUUGGGUGAUUCGAGUAGAGCUAAAGGAAGCUGUAAGUGUUUUGUAAGUUGUUUCUGAGACGUGUGUGCCUGCUUGGGGUUUAGUUGACUAGUUAGUUUUGAUAACGGAAUGGCUUUGUGGGUAAUCUGGUAGCACAGACUUGGUAUAGAUAACGGAAUGGUUUUGUGGGUAAUUGGUAGCAGAGCUGGACCAUGUAUAUAUAAGCAGGUGGUGGAAGGUACCGGGGCGUUUGUAUUAGUUGAUCUGGCCUUCUGAUAUGAAGGUGCUCUUGUGUCUGUGUUCUUCGUAGUACAGCUGUUAUGUUGCACCUUUUUUAUGUCCUUGACAAUGUUGUGGGAUUAUAAGUAGCAAAUCAUUAUCUUGGUCCGGUGAUGACUAUUGGUGUUAUGAGAGUUAUAUCAGCUUUUUUGAGAUGCAUACGCCAGAUAAAUGUUAGCGACCAUCCAGAUCUGUGUUCAUUUUAA